AUGCAUUCCCGGGUACUACAACUACCACUGCGUACGCCUAUCUUAAGGCUUCCGAUUGCUGCCCGAUUGUCUGUUAGACAUGCCUCCACCGCCGCGCCCCAAACCCCUUCCGGUCGUUCGCGAUGGACCCGCCGUCUAAUUUACGCCAGCAUAUUUGGAGCUCUUGGAGUCGCAGCUGGCGGGGUUCUGGAUAGCAAGAUUUCAUUGCCUCCUCAGCCUGGAUCACCGGAGGACCAGAUAUUCAUGAAGGAAAUUCACCGUGUCUACGAACGGGGUCUCCCGAUCGUACAGGAGCUACGAAAUAACCCUGAUUAUGAGGAAUCGGGUGUAUACCAAGGCAUGCCGGAGACAAGCAAGGCCCAUCGAUUAACUUCAAGCGCAUUGGCUGGAAGUAGAGGAAUAGCAUUACAGAGAGUCUUCUCAAAUGACAAGGAGAAAAAGGUUGUCAGCGUGGUUUACCUCGGACCCGGUCUUGAAGGAUGGCCCACCAUGGUUCACGGUGGUGCUUUGGGAACUGUAGUUGAUGAGAAUAUGGGACGAGCAGCCAUUCGACACUUUCCCGAACGAACCGGAGUGACUGCUAACAUGAAUAUCAACUAUCGGCGUCCUGUUUACUCGGGACUUUUUUACACCUUCCACACACGGCUGGACCAGGAACGGAGCACGGACCGAAAGGCUUACACCAUUUGUGAGGUACGCGAUCUGACAGGCCAAGUCUGUGUUGAAGCCACGGGUCUUUUUGUCGUACCCAAGAAGUUCAAGCUUGCAUCCAUUGGGGACAAAUUCUAA
Messenger RNA from Penicillium pulvis, 789 nucleotides. Its product is annotated as PaaI family thioesterase. The record is from RefSeq and is a predicted model, not a curated record. Bases 1 to 789 code for a protein of 262 amino acids. Lineage: Eukaryota; Fungi; Ascomycota; Eurotiomycetes; Eurotiales; Aspergillaceae. The transcript is spliced from 2 exons.